CGGCAAGAUUUGAACAGGUGACCUUGAGAAGCGCUGUUCUAAAGCAAGUAGCCAAAAACCUUGGUUAUAAUAUCUAACAGUGGCAUUUUAAUUACUCAGAAGAAUCUAGUUUUGUAAAAUGUUCUUAUCGGUUAUGCGUACUACUGGAAACGUCAAACAUGCUAUAUGAUAUGAAAUCUACAGCUUGAGGUCAUAGAAUGCUUUCAUAUUUACAGUCCCGACUGCUUGUUAAACUAUACACUUCACAUAUUUGACACAUGCUAUAUUUUCUUUAAGAUAAAAUUUACUUUUGGUUUCGUUUUUUUUUUCUUAAGAUUAAAAAUCAGCGAUUUUGAUAUUGUUUUUUUUUUCCUUUCUAUCUAAAAACCUCAAUCCGGAUAUCCACUAAACAUCUUAUUGAGUUUGUGAGAUUUGGAUUUGGAAUCACAUACUUUAACGAGUGUUGAUAGACGACAAGACAGUAAAAUGUCUAGAAAUUAAAGUAUCUAGAAGACUAGAGCAAGAAUCCAAGUGUGGUUACGAGUGAAAGAGAAUCUUAUAAAGAGGAUCUUAUAAUUGAGCAUGAAAACUCGCGGCGCCUUGAAAUGUGAGACCAAAGUACGUAAGCACUUUCCAGUUAUACAAAACCAUCACAUGGCAAUCAGUUUCCUUCUCCGGAUUUUAAAAAAGUAAAUAAAGAAUAACUUUAAUAAAGAAAGAAAAAAAUUAGGAAAGUAAUUGUUAAAGCUACGAUUUUAAGAGAAGUACAAUGAAUUACGUCGCCGCUGGAUCGCUUAAGCUGUCUGUAAUUACCCAAGCAUCUUCUCCCAUUCUGAUACUUUUUUUUCAUACAUAAAUUUUAUGAAAACCUCUUUUAGGUAAAAAAUACUCCCUCUGUUCCUAAAAAUAGGAUGUUUAGUUAGAAACACACAUAUUAAGAAAACUACUUUUUAUCUAGAAAAUAUCACUAAAACUAUAAAUUAAUUGUAUUCAACCAAUUACAAAAUAGACUAUUAAAAUAUGAUUGGGUACACAGUUUUUAAUAAAGUAAAAAUUACUUCGAAAAAUGAAAACAUCUUAUAUAUUGGAACAUCAAAAUUCUUGUAAAACAUCAUACUUUUAGAAACAGAGGGAGUAACACUUUUGUUUUGAUGAUUUGGUUGUAAAGAUGCUUUUGUAGGAAAAGUUAAUCACAUUUAAUAACUCGACUAGUCGUCAUUCAAUCAAAUCUUUGAACAGAAAUGGAAAAUGGUUUGGACUUCUUGUGAAUAUGACAUGAAUAGCGAGUUUUAAUUUGUUAUCAGAUGCAAUACUAGUUAACAAGUAUGAUACGUUGGUAAAAAUAAAAAAUAAAUAGACCAAAGAACAGAAUUGUAUGCUUUUUUUUUUGUUACUGCAUUAUUUAACUUGAUACUUGAUCUGAACGACAUAGGACGGUUGACUCCUCUCACCACAUGGAAUACUAUUUGUCUUUCUAUGUUUAGUCCGGAAAAUAUGUAUGAGCUCAAACACAAACCAGCUAGAUGUUUGCAAAGUUUUAAUUGAGUUUGUUUAAGACGAUGACAAACAAAAACUAGUUACUAUUUGACUUAAACACAAACAAAUCAACUUAUUUAAGGUCUCCUGUACAAAUAAACCUUUAAAGGCUAUCUACCUAAAUAACCCUUCAAAACAUUAACAUAGUUAGUUCGCCGUACUAAUUCUCUCCUCAUGCAUGCACUAGACAAUCAGCUAAAGACGCUCCAUGGGCUUUCUGCGACUGCACGUCUACUUACACAUGUUGUUGCACAUCUAUUAAGACGUAGCGAACAUGAACCAAGUUAAGCGAACAUUUUUAUUCGUUUCAAAUUUAAUGGUAGGUCUGAUAUACUUUAAAAUAUGAAAAUAAAACCUAUCUGACUCAUCUCCAAAGUAACCCGUUAGGUCACAUUUAUAUAUAAAAUUAACAUAAAAUUAGUAUCUCGAGAAUCUUGAACAAAGUAAAAGACAUUUCAAUUGCAUACGUUUGUGAAAUUGUAGGCACGAUGCAGUUUGAUGAAAGGCAACGUGACAUAAAGCCAAAAGUUAAACAUAAAAGGUAAGUCAUCCACUACAUCAAAUGGUGUAAUCUCGACGUGUCAAAUUGUGAGAAGAUUGCUCCGCCAUUAAGUAAACCAUUUAGCCAUUAAUUAAAUUUAAACAAUACGACAAGACUCAUAAAGCCAUGACUCGGUACCGUACCUUUUGAGUACACUCCUAUAUAAACCCUUGAAGGCCCUCAGCACCAAUGUUCCUUUCCAUGCUAGUUAAGCAACAUCCUAUUAUAUAUUUAUUACACUGUAAAAGAAACACCAUUAACAUUUAUUGAUUAAAAAAGCUUAUAGCUCUUACAAAGAGAGAAAUGAAGAAAGCUACGGCAUUGAUGAAACAUGUCGUUGCAUUGUUGAGUUCCGCAGCAAGGGCGAAAUCUAUAGCCAUAAAGAACAAAACAAGUGCUUUCAAGACGAGACUCCUCAUGUUGUCCCUUGUGAAACACGAAAAGCUCGGGUUCCGUUCAAUUUCCAACAAGAUCCACAACCUCCUAGGCCAUUCAGAUCAAGAGCAAGACUACAACCAUGACCAAGACAAUAGCAAGGCUAUAAUCCUCUACAACAACGGGGAAGUGGCUCACUGUGAGAGUUAUGACGUACAAGACGAGGAAAACGACAAGUAUCCUGAUCUGAGGCACACGUUGUUCGAAGGAGAGGAGGAUUUUGGGGACUUGGAGGAAGGCCAAGGAAGUUCUGUGAUAGAUAUGGUGAGGAACUCGAAGGAAGAAGAAGGAGAGAGUUUCAAGCUAGAAGAUGAGAUCGACCAUGUAGCGGAUCUCUUCAUUUCAAGGUUUCAUAAGCAGAUGAAGCUUCAGAAACUCUUGUCCUUUAAGAGUUAUUAAGUUGGGACAAAGGAAGGAUCUGUUUUGCAAUGUGUGUUCCUUCCACCUCGAGGUGGUAUUAUAUGUUUAAAAUAUUUAAUAUGCUAUAAUAUUGGACAUUCUUCUUUUUUUUUGGCUUAUAAAUUUCAGUUAGUCAAAUUCUUAACUAUUACAUUGACAAGUAGUUUUUUUUAAUGAUGUUAAAUUUAUUCGAAUCAAAACAAAUAGUUGUUAAUUACUAAAUUUCUUAUUAAUAUAUAAGCUAACAAAUAAAAAGCUUUUACGAAGAUACAUGAAUUAACUUAGAAGAAGAUAAAAAGAAAUUUAAGAAAGCAAAAAAAAUGAGUUAAAUAUUUUUUAAAGAUUUUAUAUUGAUUGUGUAUAUGAUAAAUUUAUAAUCCUUUAAAUUCAUACUGAUGUUCAGAGGUUUAAGAUUUUUCCAGAAUUAUCAAAGGUGUAGAUGUCUGUAACUUUUGUGGUUGCACUGCAAAAGUCACUAAAGUAAAAUGUCUAUAUGUGUUUAAGAACAUGUGCCGAAUCACAAGAAAAUUAGAAUUGGUGCCUUGGUGGAAUGGAGUUAUCAACCGACUUGAGAGGUCCGUAACAAUAUACGUACAGUGCAAUAUUCUUUAGAAAUAAAUGUUUGAAGUUGGUUGUACUAUGAAGUGAUUGUGAUUGCCAAUUAUAUCUAUAUAUAAGGUUAAUCAAAGAAAAAAAAAACGCAAGCGUAAUUAGAUAAUCCAUUAUAUAUUAAAGGAAAUAAAUGCAUUCACACUAUAAUAGACACGUGGCAGCCUCACAAUGAUUUGAUAAUAAAUAUGUUAACGCGUUCACAC
Brassica rapa (field mustard) is the source of this 3705-nucleotide messenger RNA. RefSeq lists its product as uncharacterized. The record is from RefSeq and is a predicted model, not a curated record. Lineage: Eukaryota; Viridiplantae; Streptophyta; Magnoliopsida; Brassicales; Brassicaceae.